Xyrichtys novacula (pearly razorfish) is the source of this 1827-nucleotide messenger RNA. Lineage: Eukaryota; Metazoa; Chordata; Actinopteri; Labriformes; Labridae. The record is from the annotation of a GenBank genome assembly.
AUGGAAGUUUUCCCUGAGCAGCAGGAGGUCAGCCGUGAUUUGAGCCAAGAGGACUCUCGUGAACCGCCACACUUUAAAGAGGAACAGGAAGAACUGAGGAUCAGUCAGGAGGAAGAGCAGCUUCAAGGACUGGAGGAGGGCGAUAUCAUCAAGUUCACAUUUGAUCCUGCCCUUGUGAAGAGGGAAGAUGAUGAUGAUGAUGAUGAUGAUGAUGAUGAUGAUGAUGAUGAUGAUGAUGAUGAUGAUGAUGAUGGAGAGAAACCACAGUCCUCACAUCUUUAUGAAAACCAACUGAAAGAGAACAGUGAGACUGAUGACAGUAAUGAUUGGGAAGAGACAAAUGAACCUCAGUCAGGUUUAAAGCAUCAGCAAAACACAGAAGUGUUUGUGGAUAACCAAGAAUGUAAUAAUGAUAAAACAUCAGGUAGCUACUCUGAAUGUGCUACAAGCUCUGACCAAAAGGAACAACAACUGAAACUCAAAGAAAUCCAAGCUCAAGAGCAACCACUCGGUAGUAGAAGUUUCACACAGAAGGCACAUUUGGAUUCACACUUAGAGGUUCUCACAGGAGAGAAACUGUUUAGUUGUGAAGUUUGUAAUGCACAUUUUUUGUGUGAAGCUGACUUAGAUUCGCACAUGAGAGUUCAUACAGGUGAGAAACUUUUCAGCUGUUCUGUUUGUGGAAAAAGCUUUGCUCAAAAAAAUAUCAAGAAACACAUGAGAACCCAUACAGAAGAGAUAACUUUUAGUUGUUCAAUUUGUGGGAAAGAAUUUGGGAAACACGACAAUCCAAAACGCCACUUAAUUGGCCACACAGAAGAAAGAUCCUUCAAUUGCGUUAUUUGUGACAGAAAUUUCCCACAAAGGGCAUACUUGAAGUCACACCUACAGAUUCAUGCAGAGAAACCCUUUCGCUGUGCAGUUUGUAAAUCACCUUUUGUACAUUACACUAGCUUAGAUGUACACAUGAGAAUUCAUUCUGGAGAGAAACCUUAUAGCUGCUCUGUUUGUGGGGAAAGAUGUGCUUACAACACCAUCAAGAAACACACAAGAACGCAUAUGGAAGAGAAACCAUUUAGUUGUUCAAUAUGUGGGAAGGAAUUUGGGCAACAUGACAAUAUUAAACGGCACCUGACUGUCCACACAGGAGAGAAAUCCUUCAGUUCCACAACUUUUAGUACUAGUUUCACACCCAAAGCAUUUUCAGAUUCACACCUACAGGCUCACACUGGUGAGAGAUUCUUUCAUUGUGCUGUUUGCAAAGGACUUUUUUUAGGUCAAGCUGACUUAGAUGUACACAUGAGAGUUCAUAUAGGUGAGAAACCUUUCCGCUGCCUUGCUUGUGGGAAAAGAUUUGCUCAUAACACCAUAAAGAAACACAUCGGAACUCAUGCAGGACUUAAGAAAUGUAGAUGUUUAAUUUGUGGGAAGGAACUUGGUCAACAUGACAAUCUCAAACGCCACUUGAUUCUCCACACAGGGGAGAAACCCUUCAGUUGCACCAUUUGUGGUAGAAGUUUUACAAGGAAGGUAAAUUUGAAGUCACAUUUACAGACUCACACAGGAGAAAAACUCUUUAGUUGUGCAGUUUGUAAUGCGCGGUUUUCACGCAAAUCUGACCUACGUGGACACACAAGAGUUCACACAGGUGAGAAACCUUACAGCUGCUCCGUUUGUGGGAAAAGAUUUGCUCGCAACAUUGUCAAGAAACACAUGAUCGUUCAUACAGGAGAGAAACCAUUUCAUUGUACAAUUUGUGGGAAGGGAUUUGGGCAGAAUAACCAUUUAAAGCGCCACUUGGCUGUCCACGCAGGAGAAACUCUGUAG